CGAGUCUUCCCCAAAUCGAAAUCACAUGCACGACGAGCGCUGUGUCGCCGCCAUUGCCCAACCACACGAAUCAUGACAAAGACAGUGGUGCUCCUGUGCGGAUGGAUGGGUGCCAAGCCACGCACUGUGGACAAAUAUGCGGGGAUCUAUCGCGCCAUGGGAUUCGAAACGUUUGUCUUGCUGUCGACGCCGUCCGAUUUUUUCAAGUCGCCCAAUACUGUGCACCGAUCGAGCUUUGAAUCGUUCCGGUCAUGGCUGUCCACCGUCGUGCCCUCCAGUGCAAGCGAUCAGAGCGUGGCGAUCGUGCCGCACAUCUUCUCGAACGGUGGCGCAAGGUCGUGGGUAUGCUUUCAACAUCACUUGCCCAAUUUGGGAUUGAACCACACGGUCCCAGCCAUGGUGCUGGAUUCAACCCCCACAAAGCCGCGUGAGUAUGCCUCCACAGACGCUGCGUUCACUGCUACUAUCCAAAACACAAUUGUGCGCGCAGUACUCACAACUCUCCUUGGGCUAUGCAUGCGAGUGUUUGAGUGUAUUGCCAUGUCACUGGGCCGCCAGCAUCCCAUUGACGUCAAUUAUGAGCGGAUCAUUGAGCAAGGCGCUGGAAUUCCCAAGCUGUUCUUGUACUCGGCGGCCGACCGCAUCGUGCCAGCCAACCAAAUCGAGUUUGCCGUCGCUACGGUCAAGUCGUUGGGCACGCCCGCGAUCGCCGUCGAUUUUGAGACGUCGGGCCACGUGGCACAUUACACGGUCGAUCCAGAGCGCUACGUCAAGUCGAUCCGGGAGUUCGUUGCGCAUUUUGUCGUUGGUGGCAAGGCUGCUUUGUAGCGUUCGACGGCAGUCGGUGAUGAUGGUGUGCUGGAUUGUGCAUUGUUCGUCCGUACAUCACGUUCCUGCAUUCAGCAGCUUGCGCCAGGCACCACCUGAACUAACGAGAAAAUUUCUUUGAAUUUCAACAACGCACGAAACCAUUUUGCAAA
Aphanomyces invadans is the source of this 980-nucleotide messenger RNA. RefSeq lists its product as hypothetical. The coding region runs from base 73 to 828 and encodes 251 amino acids. The transcript has a single exon. The record is from RefSeq and is a predicted model, not a curated record. Lineage: Eukaryota; Oomycota; Saprolegniomycetes; Saprolegniales; Verrucalvaceae.